Hemibagrus wyckioides is the source of this 3345-nucleotide messenger RNA. Its product is annotated as PAS domain-containing serine/threonine-protein kinase-like. Lineage: Eukaryota; Metazoa; Chordata; Actinopteri; Siluriformes; Bagridae. Gene Ontology annotation, cellular component: cytoplasm. The transcript has 16 exons. Bases 142 to 1917 code for a protein of 591 amino acids. Gene Ontology annotation, molecular function: ATP binding; protein serine/threonine kinase activity. The record is from RefSeq and is a predicted model, not a curated record. Gene Ontology annotation, biological process: regulation of mitotic cell cycle; negative regulation of apoptotic process; protein autophosphorylation.
GAUUAGACCACCGCAAAUAACACACACCAGAACAGGGUCAUUUUUAACAAACUCAUUUAACAUCCAGGUGAAAGUGACCUCCGGUGGACAGAACCGGGAUUGCUUUAAAAAUGGCUGAUUUUGUCAGAAUAAAACGACAUCAUGCAACAAGCAAACAAGGAACCCUUAUUUCCUGCCCCCCUUAUGAGCAAAUACAUGCAGAAGGAGAAACUGUUUCAGUUUAUCCAGUGGAAAAUACAGAAAAGUCUGAAGUGCAUUAAAGUGGAAGACUAUGUCUUCUGGCAGAUAAUGGAAUUGUUCUGCCGUAAAAAUGGAAAAGUGAUGAUGUGCGAAGUCGCAGCCAUCCUCUUGAAAGGCUACGGCUUGCUCCGGAGGAAACUAGAUAAAGUCAAAGACGCUCAGAGAUGGAAGGAGUGGUGCCUUCCUCUGGCUCGACUUCUGUUCUCCGCUGCACCGGAUGACGAGCACAGAGAGGCUGUGAUUAAGAUGGGAGAUGAUCUCGCCUCCAGAAAACUGAUCUACCCGGCGCAUAUCUGCUACGUGGUGGCGAAACUGGAGCUGGGGUCGCGUAGACACUUCCAGUUGAUCGGAUACUACAGUGUGCCAUUUGGCUUGUCAGUCCUGGCUGAAGCUGUUAUGAGAACUGAGAUGUAUGAAUACGUGCUGUGGCUGACCUCAGGACAGGCCCAGCCAAGCUUCCAGCUCUUCAAAUUAUGCCAGGCCACCAGGCUGGCCAAUGAUGAUCUGGAUCUAUCAAAUUUUUCUGCUGAUGUCUUUGAAUACUGUGAGGUCAUCACUAGGGCAGUCAUCGAUUUCCCUGACAGAGUUACAAGGAGCUUUAUUGAAUGGCUUCUUUUGCUGUCUUGCAAACUGCAAAAAGACAAUACAGAAGAACCUGAGUGGCUGCUAGAGCUCCGGCAGCUGCACAGAACUAAAUUAGCAAACGCUAAUGUCAGUGAUGACCCAGAGCAGCACAUGGCGUCUACCAGCCAUGAUGUGGUUUCUGAGAUUCAGCAGUUGGAAGGUUGCUUGCUGAAUGAGCCGAUCCCUGAACUCCAGCCUCCGGAGCAGCUUGCUGAACUGGAAGCGGCGUUACGUCUGCGGUACAUCAGGGGAAAGCUGCUGGGGAAGGGAGGCUUCGGUGAAGUCUAUGCAGGAACCCGGAUCGCCGAUGGGAAAAAGGUUGCCAUAAAAGUUGUUGACAAGGACACCAUCUUUAACAAUACCAUUAUCAUUCCCGGGGAGACGGAGGAGCUGCCUGCAGAGGUGGCGCUAAUGGUGAUUGUGUCCAAGCCACCUGUCUGUAGCAACAUUGUGGAGCUACUGGAAUGGUUUGACAUGGGCAAUCGGAUCGUCAUGAUCAUGGAACGGCCCAGUCCCUGCAUGGACCUCUGUGACUUCAUUUUUCGUAAUCGUUGUUGCGUAUCUGAAGCACAGGCUCGAUACAUCAUGGCGCAGGUGAUUCGGGCGGCUCGUCACUGCUGUGACCGUGGAGUGUUACACCGUGACAUCAAGGCGGAGAAUAUCAUCAUCAAUCCCGACACUUUAGAAGUCAAACUGAUUGACUUUGGCUGUGGGGAAUUGCUGAAGGACACUCCCUACACAAAUUUUACAGGCACUGACUAUUUUAUACCUCUUGAGUGGCUGGUCACUGGAAAGUACAUGGGCGUUCCUGCUACCAUCUGGGGUCUGGGCAUAUUUCUGUUUCAGUUGCUCAAUGGAGAAUUCCCCUUUAACACAGACUUUGACUAUGCUAUGGGGUACCUGGAAUUAAGCCCUGACUUGUCUCAAGAGUGCUUGCAGCUACUAAUGUGGUGCCUGGAUUUCAACCCUGAAACAAGGCCAACUUUCGAGCACUUGGCCAGGCAUGACUGGUUUACUGGAGGCAGUUCAGGACAGAGUCCAGAUGCCUCCUGAAACCAAAGAUCUCAUAACACACUAACACACACACACACACACACACACACACACAGGUUAAAAAUUGAUCAAUUUAAUAUAUAUAAUAAAUAUAUUAAUAAGUAAUAAUUUAGAUAAAUAAUAAUAUGUUAGUGACAAGCUAGUGUCCUCACAGAGAUUGAGACGUUCACGUUCAAAAACCCCAAAUCUCCAUCCUCUCAUUGUUAAUGUUGAUGCCGCUGUUUAUUCUCACGAUGAGAGCGAAUGUGGUGAUCAUGAAUGUAAGUUCAUUUAAGAGGGACUCAUAUGGCGUCUAGGGUUUUCUGAUAUUGGGCUGGAAAAUUGGAGGGGGGGGGUAAUCUGUACAUUUACUGUCACUGUACCUUCAUAGUAGUAGCUGCCUGUAAUUUCACAACAAUGUGCAAGCUCCAAAAAUGCCUAGCUGUCUUAGUGCUCCAGUGUUGAAGCACAAGAUCAUGCCAUGGCAGAUGCUCGGUGCUGUGGCUCUGGUUGUCUUUUCAAUAUUUUUCAGAACACCUCACUUCUGCGACAGCGACAGGUAAACCAGGAUUCUGCUGGUGGACUCAUUGACAUCCCAGUCGGUCCAGUCGGAAUUGGGGAAGUCGAACAGACCGUGUGGAUCAGUGGAAGGCCGGACUGCAGAAGACCAGUACACUGUUCAUCCUUGUGUUCCUGUGAUGCUGUUGGUGUGUCCUACCUCAGAUCUCAGGAGUCUUCUGGACCCUAAAACCUGCCAGAGAGGCCUUGUAUGAACUCGGAUUUUCAGAUUGACAAAUAAAACACUGUGAACUGGAACCAGUCUCACCUGCAGUCUUAUUAAACAGAGUUUACAAAAAUAUUUGUUAAAACUAGUCUCCAUCACAGUUCAAUGCACUGGUUAUAACUGAUUUCUUUGAUUUCUUUCUCACCAACAAUGAUCAUUUUUUGUUAGAAGAAACAGUAUAUGCUAUAGAUGUUUGAAGUUAUAUAUGUAAACAGCUAUAUACAUUCAUUCCUGUCAUUUUUACUGUCUUGAGGUUAUGACGAUAGUUAUGUGGAGCUAGUUGUGUUUCCAAAACUAAAAGCCCACAAAGCCCCAUCAUCUCUAAUCUGGCUUUUGCCUUUUUAAAUGUAAGCAUUUUUGGGUUAUGAAAUCUUCUACCCAAAACAGAUAUACUUCCUGAACUCAUCUGAAUACAAAUCAAACACAAAAACAUGGAUUUAAUUCAACUAUCUAUGAAAUAAACAAAACAUACAAUUUUCAUUUUUUUUCUCUUCUUUUCAUGCUCUAUUAUUUACACAGGGUUAAUAAUUCUAGUGUUUGGCAGGUUGGUGUGGAUUUAUGGUAACUGAGGUUUAACUUGAUUUUUUGCCAGUGAAUGUGAACAUAAUAGCUCUGGGUCUCUAUAUUAAAUAUAUCUAACGUGCAUAUUGUUCCUUCACCUUUUU